Messenger RNA from Spinacia oleracea (spinach), 1931 nucleotides. RefSeq lists its product as uncharacterized. Gene Ontology annotation, molecular function: phosphatidylinositol binding; metal ion binding. The transcript has 5 exons. The coding region runs from base 248 to 1687 and encodes 479 amino acids. The record is from RefSeq and is a predicted model, not a curated record. NCBI's taxonomy places the organism in Eukaryota, Viridiplantae, Streptophyta, Magnoliopsida, Caryophyllales, Amaranthaceae.
GGCAACCAAGUUACGGUACCUCUUUCUUAAAACGGCAACAAAUCAACCAUAGCUUUAUCCUCUUCUCAUCUCAUUCUCAUCAUCGUCAAUCAGCUUAUCGUAUUCGAAUAUCUAGCGAAAUUAACUACAAAUUAGGGUUUAAGGUUUGCUAAUUGAAGAAAUUAACAAUCACCUGCACUGAAGAAUAGCUCUUGAAUUUGGACAAAGAAGCUGCUUUUCUAGUCAAUAUCCUUAUGUAGAAUAGUGUAUGACUAUGUCUGGAAAAAGUGUUUCUUACGCUUCACUCAGUAACGUGGGAAAGGAGGAGAAAAAAGUUCACUAUGAUGAUGACGAUGACUAUGUUGAUUCUGCGUGGACUAUGUCAGAAACUGACACCUGCCCUUCGGCAUCUCAGUUAGUGAAAGGUGCUUUAUAUCCUUACCUUGGUGAUUUUGAAGAUUAUAAUGACGGGGGAUACGAUUCAAGUGAGGAGCCUCCAAAUUUCUCACAACUAAAUAGAACUCCAGAUGUGAACUUGAAAAAUGUGUUGGCUGGGAUAUUUGCUAUUGUGACUGGACAGAACAAGGUUGAAACUAACGGUCAACAGUUCCCCACUUCUGAUGUUUCUUUCCUGGGAUCUGGAAAGAAUGGUGAUACCGUCUUGCAUUCAUCCGUUUAUAUUCCCAGUGCUCCACCUCUUCUUGAGGCUAGUGGGUGUAAUUAUAAUGUUUAUAAAGAUAUUUUAGAAGCUGAACCUCCAGAAUGGCUGCCAGAUAGCUAUACUUCAGUCUGCAUGCAGUGUACUGCUCCAUUCACUGCAGUUACUCGUGGACGACAUCACUGUCGGUUUUGUGGAGGCAUAUUUUGUCGGGUAUGCACCAGGGGGAGGUGUUUGCUUCCUGUUAAAUUUAGGGAGCGGAACCCACAGAGAGUUUGUGACCCCUGCUAUGACAGGCUGGACCCUUUGCAAGGGGUACUAGUGAACACCAUCAGCAAUGCUGUGCAGGUUGCAAAGCAUGAUGUGUCCGAUUGGACAUGUGCAAGAGGGUGGUUGAAUCUUCCUGUUGGUCUUUCCAUGGAGCAUGAGAUCUACAAAGCAUCUGUCACACUAAGGAGCUACAGUCAGGUUGCAAGAUUGAAUCCCGAGAGAUCUAUACCUUCAGCAAUUCUUAAAGGAGCUAAAGGCCUGGCAAUUUUAACUGUUGCCAAAGCGGGUGCUGUAAUUGCUUAUAAGAUGGGCACUGGUCUUGUAGUUGCUCGAAGAAUGGAUGGCACAUGGUCUGCUCCAUCUGCAAUUGCUUCAGUUGGCCUGGGAUGGGGCGUUCAGAUUGGGGGUGAGCUAACUGAUUUCAUAGUUGUGCUUCAUGAUUACAAAGCUGUAAAGACAUUCUGUAGUCGCAUGCAUUUUUCUCUUGGGGCUGGUUGUAGUGCUGCAGCUGGUCCUGUUGGAAGAGUGCUUGAAGCAGACCUCCGAGCAGGGGAUAGAGGAUCUGGUGUGUGCUACUCCUAUAGUUGUAGCAAAGGGGCGUUUUUGGGCGUAUCAUUGGAAGGGAAUGUUGUCUCAACAAGGAUAGACACAAAUCUACGCUUCUAUGGUGACCCUUAUCUCACAGCAGCUGAUAUUUUGAUUGGGACAGUGGAUAGACCGAAGGCUGCAGAGCCGUUGUAUGCUGCUCUUGAAGACCUUUACUCCAAAAUCCAACAUUAGACCUGUUGUUUGGAUGUAAUUUAUCCUAAUCUCACCUCCCAUGUAUAAUUUGUACAUAGUUUUUAUUGAUUACAGAUUUACAGUAUUUUACAUCUUAAUUUUAUCUGAUAGGCGCCCCAUACAGUAAAUAAGGGAGUGUUGUAUUUGUUUGAAUUGUGUAAAUGAUAUUAGGUGUUAAUUUCUUUUGCAACACUGCUGUGUAAAUAUUCUUUUGGUGAUUCUAAAAUACAGAAUCAUUGCUUAA